Molecule: messenger RNA, 4562 nt
Organism: Filobasidium floriforme
Lineage: Eukaryota; Fungi; Basidiomycota; Tremellomycetes; Filobasidiales; Filobasidiaceae
Exons: 8
Coding region: 364-4146 (1260 amino acids)
Source: RefSeq, a predicted model, not a curated record
CAUCUGCCGGACCUCUUUUACGCUGGAUUCUGCUUCGGGAACCUCUCGGUUACUUUGGAAGGGAGAGAGAAAAGCAAGCCGAAGGGGAAAGAGAAAAGUUUAGCAACGAUCACCGUUCGGUCGUUGCAAACUAGGAUCAGGUGACGACUACGAACGUUUCGACCUCUGCCUGGACCGAGUCUCCGGUUUCGGAGUCCAGGUCUUUCGGCACGACCGCCAAACUUCGACAGGGGACGUCUUCGAGUCGAUUAGAGCCUCUUAAUCAGACCUAGAGCCGGCUUUCGACCAUCUCGAAGCGUUCGCCAGCCGAGUUCAAAGCAACAGGCGAUCGGACGGAUCUGUCGUGAACUCGACAUCUUCCACAUGUUCAACGGUGCCAGUUUCGGUUAUCCCAACGACUUUCGACCUGAACAAGAGGUCUCUAGGAAAGACGUCGUGCACCAAGAUAUUUCGGACAUCUCGCUAGACAUCUCAGAAUUUGCGAAACACCUCGAAGCCAAGAACGGACACGGUGGAAGCGGACAAGACGACGAAGGUGCACGGGGAGGAUUGUUUGAUUUCGGUUUCAACGGAGACAUCUUGUCUCCGCCCUCACCUGCAACCAUCGCAAGCACGACAGAUAUCUCGGGGGGCGAUUACCUGCCCCCUGACUCCUCUCAACGUUCCUCUGCCUCGAACAACGACGUCAAUCCUGGAGCCAACCAGAUCCAUCGAGCCCGUAGUGUCUCGCAACCUACUACCUUUGCUCAACGCAAGAGUAAUCUUUCCCUUUCUAUCCCCCAACUUCCUGUACAACAGGAAUUCCAGCACCAGACUCAGCAUCAGUGGGUCCCGUCCUUCGAUGCGAGCACGUACCGCGUCAAUGCCAUGACGGGCUUCACCCCCGCUUUUCCGGACAGUCCGGCGGCGGGGAUGAUGAACCAGGACUAUUUCAGCAUGCCGCUGAACGACGGGAACGAUGUGAUGAUGUCUUCUGACCAGGAUCAGACCAUCAACGCCAAUCACCUCGCUUCCAAGUCGAUGAUGGAUGUGCGGUACGGAUACAGGUUACCCGCUUCGCAGCCUUCUUCACCGGUCAGAAGUGGGUAUCCCCCGGGCCAGGCACCGUAUGCUGGCCAUCACCAGGCUCAGGGGAGACCAAGAGGGUUCACGACGAGCGAUGUGCAAGGACACGCUUUCUUUGCGAAUAUGGGGCAUUGGAGGACUCAGGACGAUCAUGGAAAUGGGUACUUGCAGAACUUGCAGCAGCAGAAUUUCCAGCAACAGCAGCAGCAGCAGCAGCAGCAGCAACAACAACAACAACAACAUCAGACCCCUCAACCGCAGCAACUCCAGGCCUCCCAGGCCCAGCAACAUCAUACCCCUCAGCCCCAACAGCAGCAGCAGCAGCCGCAGCCGCAGCAACAGCAACAGCAACAGCCACCCCCAUCGCCGUUUAAUUACAGUCCUAUUGAGCCUACCGGAUACGGCAUUCCGCAGCCCGCCUCAGUUGUCGGCACUCCGCAAUCCGUCCAAAUUGUCAAUAUGCCAGGAUUGCAGAGCGGCACACAUUCACCUUUUCCAGGGAUCAUGCCCGUCUCUACCGCCCAGCAGUCACCAAUCAGUCCGGGACCGUCUUUGAUGCAACAGCAGACGUCGUUGCAGGAAGCCGUCGCGCAGAUGAAGGACGCCCACCAGAACGGCAACAAUCCCAUCAAUGUUCACGCCAAUCCGCAGAAUCUGAAUCUGCAUUUCAAUCAGCCAACUCCUAUCAACUACCGAAUGACGACUGAGCCAGUGUUGCGUAACCCGGUACCUCACCUCGAGAACCAAGCAAUGUCCUACAACCUCGGUGGGCAGGAAAUGCAGAUGGAACCUCAAUCCAUGCCAGUACAAGCGCCGCAAGUUCCCUUCACCCCAUCCGCUCCUCCUUCCGUGUCGGGGAUGAGCAACUCGAUGAUGGAAGAAUCGGGAAUGGACGCUCAGACGCGCAGCCUCAUCUUAGAGAGUCGGAGAUCGUCGACCUCGGCCGCUCCUCAGAACAUGACGGGGAUGAAUACGCCUGCACCAGCUCCGAUUUCUGGGUUCGCGAAGACUAACAAUGGGACAAGGACACCUGAUAUCACCAAGCAAGUCCAGGAGAAAUUGACCUUCCUCGACAAUCUCGCCAAUUCGGUAGCUCAAGCGAGGCAGGAGAUCCUCCUCGGUCACGCGAACGCGGCGGAUGAAUACAUUACCGAUGUCGGCAACGCAAUCAUCGAGAAGGCCCUCUCACCCGAGAAUAUUGGAAACCCGACUCCCUCCCUCAAUCUCCAGCUGCCAGGUUUAGGAAGCAUCGUGCAAGCGCAACAGGCUCCUCAGCUUGCGCCCUCGCCGGCGACAUCACUGGCAAUGACGCCCAUCCAUCCUGGAUCAACGCCCAACCCUCCUAGCUCGGACCCUCCGGCGCAACCCGUUCUAGCACCGCCCUUCGAAUUGAAACGAUCGCGCAGCGUCAAACGUUCCGCACCAGAGUCUCCGCUAUUGGCCAAUGCGCAAGCUAUGAACAAGCAUAUCAAGCUGGACGAUCUUGGUCCUAGCGAAGUAGCUUCUGCCCCAGUCAGCGCGGGACCGGGAACGCCAGUCCCUGGACAGAUGGUUCAUUCUCAUUCCUUCCCUGACGGCCAUCUGAACGCAAUGAACAAUCAGAAUAUCGGGAUGAGUAACACUGCUCAGAACUCUAGCAACGCGGCUACCGCCACAAGCAACGCUAUGCUCGCGGUGCAGACUGGCAGCCGACCGCCGACCGUACCCUCGCCUCUAGGGCAUCCCGCCAUGCAGAUGAACGUAGACCCUCCUUUUGCGCAUGCUCAAAUGAGUACCUUCUCUACACCUCGUAUGGAGACGGUUCCACCGAACUGGGAGUUCCAGCCUGAUAUGGCCGCGAACGAGAUGAUUUUAUCUGCGCAGAUGGCUGCAUUCGGUCAAGCGUCGGGAUUCAGCCAACCACAGCAGACUACGCCAUCCCGUCGAGGAUCGAUUGUUGACGGCCGGCUCAUCUCUAAUCGACCCAGCCUAUCCGUCUUGGGCCAUGGUACCGAGGGUCAGACAACAAGUACACCCGUCGUUCCUACCUUGGCUAGUGCCGGGCACUUUAGCAUGUCGGGGACGCUAGCGAUGAGUACUGCAGGCGGUAGCUCUCAGCAGCAGGGCAACACCGAUACUUCGCAAUCGACAGGUAUCGGUGGUCGGAGUGGCAAUAUUCAGGCUAGUUUUCCGAGUGGAGACGGGGCCGACAGUGAUAGCGACUCAGACGACGACGGUCCACCUCGAAACCUCAAGCGAAGACGAAGCUCCGAGCACGUGACGUCGAUCCCGGGGACAUUGACCCAGCCUCCAGAUUUGAUUUCCCCCGAGAUGCGAGCGCAAUUGGACAUCAUCUUGUUCAAGUUCCUCAACCGUGUUUGCUCUGAUCUGGAUUUCCACGACGCCAAGGGAGAAUUGCUACAUCAGGCCUUGAUGCCAAAGAAGAUGGCAAAGCUGGACGAAUCGCCGGACUUUCGCCCCUUCAAGUUUCGCAUUCAAGCCUUCACCAAUGCAUUCGCUGAGGAGCUCCAAAGAUUGGGAGUUCUGGAAGAGACCCUGUCCGCCAAGAAGAUCAAGUCAUAUCUGUGGAACCAGAAAUUGAUUUCCAGAUUCAAUGAGGACGGGAAGAAGUCGAAAAGCAAAGGAAAUCACAUCUGGAACGUCGACGCCAAGAAAAUGCCGGAUGGCUCCUGGAUAUUCCGCGAAUUCAAGAGGAAAAUUGCGCCAACACCGUCGACACACGCCUAUAUCGGUAUGACCUACAGCUGGACGCCGCGAGUCUGGGAUCCUCAGGCAUCGACUGCGGAUCUCAAUGUCACAUUUAGCUCCUUACCCGGUACAUUACCAUCAUGGCUAUCAUGGCGGGAUAACGUAUUGAGCGGUACCCCUUCCGAAGGGGCGACUUCUGCUCACAUCACUGCCCUGGCGACAUUUGCUGAUUCUACGGGCAUAGAUCACCAGCUCGCGCUGUCGUUUCCGAUUCAUAUCGCUCGUCCUGGCGAAGAUUCCGCAGAGUCUUUGACAGCUCAGAGUUAUGUUACUGCGCAACAACCUUUGCCAGUGACAGAAGCUCAACUUCCGCAACAGCCGUUCCUGAAGUGAUCCUUCACAGUUUCCCCCUGGUUGGCCAAUUCAGGAAUUGCCAGUGGCCGAGUCCGAGAUGUUCCUCUCGACAUCACCGCGGCAUGUCAACAGUCUCUUACAGCCGGUGCCGCCGCAGUCUUACGCUACCUUCAAUCCUAUGAGUAUGCCCCAGGUCCCCAUGCCAAAUCACUUUCACCCAGGACCACCAUCACAACAACACUAAAGUUAGACAAAAGUAGACGCCGAGUCGCGCAAAAGCCAACGUUGUACAUGUUUUACGUCCGGACAAGGGACUAUACCCACCAGCUGCCGAUUUGUCUUGCGGGUCGUCAAAGCAGACACAUGAUCGCAUCUACGCAUAUCAAAUCAGCAUGUUUGCCACUGUACAAAGCCCACAAGCGACAUACCGUUUGCCGGGCGGAGGACCAGAAUCG